Paramuricea clavata is the source of this 3916-nucleotide messenger RNA. The record is from the annotation of a GenBank genome assembly. NCBI's taxonomy places the organism in Eukaryota, Metazoa, Cnidaria, Anthozoa, Malacalcyonacea, Plexauridae.
AUGAACACCAAGCUGACAAAGGAACAAGGUAAUGUUGUUAAGUUCGUCUCAACUGGGCAUAACGUGUGCAUUUUCGGAAAAGCCGGCGUUGGGAAAACAACGGUUGUGGAAAGCAUCAUUAAAUCUCUGACGGCGAAAGGCUUGAAAUGUCAAAUUGUGUGUUCGACUGGGAUUUCAUGCGACGCAUAUCAUGGUUUAGCAAAGACUGUACAUUCACAUUAUGGAUUACAGACAGCCGAACUUCCUGCCAAUUCGCUAAUUAGCCGUUCUUUAGGAAGAAAAAACGUCUUGUUGCAGAUUGCAGACACGAACGUACUAAUAUGGGACGAGGUAUCCAUGACGAGCCACCGCAUUUUUCAUAUCGUUAAUGCCAUUCAUCAUCUGGUUUCUAACAAUGACCUGCCAUUCGGAGGAGUGCAGGUUAUCCUUGUCGGAGAUUUCUGGCAACUGAGACCUGUUCCAAGUCUUCUCGAUCCUGGAAAAUCUAUCAUUUCCUCGCAGCUUUUGGACAAAGUAUUCCCACAUCGAUUCGAGUUGCAGAGAGUAUUGCGGCAAGGGGAUGAUGAAGAUAAGUUAAAACAUGCUUUAGAUCUUCUACGGGAAGGUCAAUGCGAUGACGAAGUAGAGCAAUAUCUUCAAAGCCUAUCAAGAGAUUUGGAUUUGACCGAUAUGCUUCCAGAGAAGAUCGAUAUAUAUUUCAAGAAACUACCAGUUGAGAUCCACAACCUAGAUGCCUUGGCGAAACUUCCUGGAGAACUUACAAUCUUCGAAAGCAAGGACACUGGUAACGCCCGAUAUUUGGAGAAAACCAUUAGUCAAAUUCUAGCCGUGAAACCUGGAUGCAAAGUGAUACUUCUCUACAACAUCAACGACCAUUUGAAAAAUGGAUACCGGGGCGAGUAUGUUGGCAUCGAUGAAGAAAAUGAAGAACGCCUUAUUGUCAAGUUCCCUAACGUAGGUAAUGUCGCCGUUGCUCGUAGAACGUGGUACAAUUUCGAUAUCAAUGGUAGGACACAAGGCAGUCGUACUCAAUUUCCACUCGCGCCUUGCUACGCCAUCACAGUACACAAAGCGCAAAAUACGACAUUGGGAAAUGUAGUUGUGCAUUGUUCGCAAGAGUUUGUCCCGGGUCAAACUUAUGUUGCGUUGUCAAGAGUCACCAGAGAAGCAUCACUUCAAGUACUUGACUUCCGAAGGAGUUUCCUUUUACCACCUCCCCUAGAGUUAUCUGAUUUUGAGUCGAAUAACAUGGGAACCCUCGACGAACAGUUUGGUUGCUGCAAUGGCAUGCACCUGGCCGAGAAUUUAUUUGAAUGUGAUAAAGAGUGCGAGACAGAAUUGAUAGAGAUGAACAACCUGGUUCAUGAUAACGAUUUUCCUUCCGCUGCUUCUUCCUAUUUCGAAUCUAACAGUGGUGUGGUUGUCAACCUGGAAGAUGUCUUACUAUGUAUGUCCGACUUCAGAGAUGAACUGUCAAAACCUCCUUCGUCCUUCAGCGUGAAAGCCUUCUUGGACAAAUUGAUCAACGAUGCCAAUGAAGAUCCCUACAGUCAAUCCGUUAAAUCUGCAGCAAAAUAUGGGGCCGAUUAUUUAGAUGAUUUUGAAUUAUUAGCUGUAAUAUUUUGGUGCAGAAUUUACGAACUAUUUGAAAAUUACCUGACGGAGAAUCUGGAAGUACUACAAAUGACAAAUAAAGAUUUCACCUGUACCACAUCCAAACUACAACUUCUUUUCUUGUCCCAGGAAUAUCGAAGCGACCUGAUUAGUGCGUAUAAUGUUAAGAAAUGGAUUGAAAUUGAUGACGGGCAAAGAAGCGUAGGUGCUCUGCUUCUCUUCCAACUGUUUCAACUGUUUGGAUCCGAGGUUGGAAAGCGUGUCCGAAAAGAAGAAGAAUGUACACCAAUACGUUUCAACGUUCAAGAAAUGGGACCAGACGGGCGUGGAAAAGUACGGUAUAUUGGAGGAUGGGACAUCAGUAAAUGUCUAAAAAGAGCGCGAAGCUACGUAAUAGAAAAUAAAUUGUCCCAGUCAACGAAUGUUCGCCUCAAAAUUCACAAAGAGAUGAAGAAAAUCAACCUGUUAGAAAACUACGUUACACUACCACACGAAGCCGCCCAACUUUCAACUGCAAAUCCUGAAAGCCUUCGCGUAGUCGAGUCUCGACAAUACAGAAAACGCGGUCUGAUCCACAUCAACGAUGAUGCAUUCGAUUUCUUUCUGGCAUUGGAACAAGAACGAGUUGAUAAAAUCAACAUUCAAAGGUUGUCAUCUCUACAAAACGAUAUGAUUGAUGACUCCAUCGUUGAAGCUGUAAGCAAUUCGACACUGGAAACCGCGUUUUUGAAAUUGUUCGAGCUAGAUGCAGAUGCAAACAAGGUAUUUACACCAGUGGGGGAUACUGUAUAUAUUUAUAAUAUAGCAUUUGCGAAUUCUGAACGCCGAUUGGCUAAGAGCCGUGUUGAUAUAACUCAAUGUCAACACGGAAAAUUUCCCGCCGCUCGUAAAAGUUUUUAAAAUUAGUGUUUUCCUUUAUUUUUUGUGCUAUAUUAUUAAAAAAAAUAAAACAUUUUCCGUGUUGAUAUAUAGUUAUAUCAACACUCGUGGAAAUUGGAAAAACUCGAAACUGUGUGAAAACACUCCGCGCUUCGGGCGUCGUACCUCCACACAGUAUAUAGCUAAUUCGAUAAAGGUUGUCCUUUGUAAACCUUAAACUCUGAACCUUAAACAUUCGACUCUAAGUGCAUGCGCAAAGCAUAUUGGGCGUACGAUUUAAUCAGUUCAGAGACAUGGUUAAUAUCUGGCAAUGAAAACACUUCAUUCAAAAGUCGUUGCAAUAUUCAACUACUAAGCAGGGGCGUAGGAACCUUCGAAAAGUUGGUGGGGGGGGGGCAGGCUUUGAGGGGCACUUUCCGAAAAAAGGGCAUCUAGAAAUUAUUUUUGGCGACCUCCCCCCUAGGCGCAGAUUCCAGCCGUUGUGUUCUCGGUGGCGAGAACACAACGGCUAGAAUAUUUGCCGGAUACAUUUCUUGCUAAAUACGAAAAAAAUUUUCCGCACACACCGAAAAAUUUUCCGUAAAGAUGAUAUUUUUCCCGGAAAUUAAAACAUUUUCCCGGAAAUCAAACAUAGUUUGAAGUUUUCAAAAGUGCACUUUGGGCCAAAAAUCCAAUUUUAAUGAAAUUUUUUCACGCUGAAAAAGGCUACUUUGCUCCUGGAAAAAGGGCCCUUGCCAAAACUUGGGGGGGGGGGGCUGCCCCCCCUCGGUUCCUACGCCCCUGCUACUAAGGUUGAAACUUGUGCUCUUAUUAUGCUUUGCAUGCGCGCUUAGAGUUUAAGGUUAGUUUAAGGUUAGGUUAAGGUUUGCAGAGGACAAUCUUUUUUGAAUUAGCUGUGUAUAUACAGUGUAAAAUAAUAUUUUUUUCUCUUUGUGAAUAGAACGUCAUUAUUGAAAUUUAUAAAGAGAUUAUCGAAAGAUAUUUCAAGAUGGGUGCAGGGCAGUUCUUACGCGAUUUUCGGAGAGAUUUUCACAUAAAGAAAUCUCUGGCACAUCGAGAGGCAGUUUUGCAGAAAAAGAAAAAAGCGGAGGAAAAGCGACUGAAAGUUCAAAUUCCAGAAAUUGAACAGGAUCGAAGUAAGGGCAAGAAAGUCUCCCACAUGCGUUUACUGGACCUUGUACACAAAUUAGGAAGUGAAGGCAUUACACGUCUAUACAGCAAAAAGGAGUUGCAGCAUCUAUGUGCUGCAUACAACAUCCGCUCCGUUUCCAGAUGGAAUAAAAUGAAAUUGGCAUCGGAACUUGCCCAAGCAAUCCCUCGAUUUGAUGUUGUUCCGUGUCAUGAAAUCACAUCGACCUAUACCGUUGAUGUUGUUAAUGACCGUUCUAACGCGAUUCCUGUAUUAAGAAUUCGCAGACUGUAA